AUGGCUCCUAUGACUUCCCCGCCCGCAAGCCGCAUUGAGUGCUUCAACCAAGGACUACCAGUUCUCGGUGUAGAUACUACGACCUACAAGAGCGUGAAGCCGUCCAGCGAAUCAACCAGCAAGGCAAAGCCACCUCUGAUACUGCGCCAUGUCCCUUCCAAGCACUUUUGGGACUUAGCGGACAACACUCUUCGAGCGCCUACAUUCACCAACCACCGUCAAAGCAAUAACCCUAUUGCUACUACUUUCUCAAAGCUUCCGCUUGAGAGUGAAAGCGACGUCGUUUACGCCUCGUUGCUGUACGCUAUUUCCCCCAUUAUGGAGAUCCUCCAGGUCUUGUACCCCGAUCAAUGGACCAUGUACACCGAACUCAACGACAGGGGGGAGAUCCUAGAAAAUCCGGGCACAAACGGAACAGAGGCGGUAGUACGUUAUGAUUUGAUCUUCAAAACUACUGCGGGACACCUCAAUCCAGGCAAGACCAUCGCCAUGAUCGAAUACAAGCGCCGAGGACUCAUCCGCUAUGACGAUUUCAUGGAGGUCAUAGUCUCCGAUGACGCACUGCCUGCUGAAAUCAACAAAGUCAAGAUCGAUAGCCAGAAUCGGAGCAGAAGUCUAAAGACGAACGGAAUGUCCUACAGUAAACAAGUGUGUCGAUAUGCGCAGACCUCAAAGUGUAAGCACGUGGCUCUCUUCAACUGGCAGCAUUUGGUUCUCUUCGACUUCCAUCGCCUGAACUCUGGUACAGAUAAGGCCAAUCGCAACAAGGGGGAAUCAUUUACGGCUGGAGACGAAGCGAAGAUGUCCUGGGUAUAUGAACGGGGCGCGAGGGAAGGUGUUAUGGAGCCGGGUUCUAUCCGGAAGGCAUUGCUGGGUUGGCUACUGCAAGCUUUCAAUGACUGCGGGAGCCAAUAG
Alternaria triticimaculans is the source of this 915-nucleotide messenger RNA. RefSeq lists its product as uncharacterized. The record is from RefSeq and is a predicted model, not a curated record. Lineage: Eukaryota; Fungi; Ascomycota; Dothideomycetes; Pleosporales; Pleosporaceae. The coding region runs from base 1 to 915 and encodes 304 amino acids. The transcript has a single exon.